Molecule: messenger RNA, 1213 nt
Organism: Solanum dulcamara
Lineage: Eukaryota; Viridiplantae; Streptophyta; Magnoliopsida; Solanales; Solanaceae
Exons: 6
Coding region: 105-827 (240 amino acids)
Biological process (GO): protein folding; chaperone-mediated protein complex assembly
Cellular component (GO): cytosol; nucleus
Molecular function (GO): protein-folding chaperone binding; Hsp90 protein binding
Source: RefSeq, a predicted model, not a curated record
AGGGUUCUGUAUUUUGCUGUUGUGCGGCUACACUUUAUUUUUAGGGUUUUUCAGUCUCUCUUUCUUUUACCUCUUCAAAUCUGCGAAGAAAAAAAUAUUCAAAUAUGAGUCUCCAUCCUGAAGUCAAGUGGGCACAAAGGCCUGAUGUGGUGUAUGUCACGGUGAUGUUACCAGAUGCUAAAGAUGCAAAAGUAAACUUGGAUCCAGAAGGAGUUUUUAACUUUUCUGCUAAUGCUGGAGCAGGAGACCGUCUCUAUGAGUUGAAGCUUGAGCUUCAGGAUAAAGUUAAUGUUGAGGAGAGCAAAAUAAGUACGGGCGUGAGAAGUAUAUUCUGCAUUUUGCAAAAAGCAGAGCCGAAAUGGUGGACAAAAUUAUUGCGUGGAGACGGUAAAGCACCACACUAUGUGAAAGUAGAUUGGGACAAGUGGGUGGAUGAAGAUGAUGAACCUGAAGCUGGUCCUGGGGAUAUGGAUAUGAAUGGAAUGGAUUUCUCAAAAUUCGGUGAUAUGGGUGGAAUGGGAGGUGAUAUGGCUUCAAUGAUGGGCGGAAUGGGCGGAAUGGGCGGAAUGGGAGGAAUGGGCGGAAUGGGCGGAAUGGGAGGAAUGGGCGGAAUGGGUGGGAUGAUGGGUGGAAUGGGUGGCAUGAUGGGUGGAAUGGGAGGUGAUAUGGCUGGAAUGAUGAGUGGAAUGGGGGGUGGUAUGGGGGAUGACCUUGAUGAUAGCGAUGAUGAAGAACAAGAAGUGACAAAGACUUCAGCUAAAGCUGCUGAGACGGUAGAUGGGGAACCUAAAGAAGACACCAGCAAGGCAGGAGGUGAGGCUGCAUAGGUAAGAAGUGUAAGCUCAGCCAGGCUCGAGUGCAUAAGUAGAUGUUGCUGCAGAGACCAGUUGGCUUGCUUUCAGCAAUGCACUAUAGUGGCAUGGUUAUAAGUCGUCCCUUUCAGUUCAUGAAAGUAAUAUAGUUUAUCGCGCAUGGGAGUUUGUUAUGAGGCACAUUAUUAUCAUUUUCAUCCAAAUGAGCUGGAAAACAUACCUCUAUGCUCAAAAUUGUUGACUUUUGUACUAAUGUUUUAGUUCAACUUAUAAUGGUGUUUGCAUGACUUGUAUCUGUAUCUUCCUGACCUGCCUUCUCUCUUUUAGAUGGUUCUGCUUAAAAUAUCCAGUUGUUUCUAGAACUAGUUCAACAUUUUAGAGUAGUAAAAAUGCUUGAUGAA